Messenger RNA from Solanum tuberosum (potato), 837 nucleotides. RefSeq lists its product as uncharacterized. The coding region runs from base 1 to 837 and encodes 278 amino acids. The record is from RefSeq and is a predicted model, not a curated record. Lineage: Eukaryota; Viridiplantae; Streptophyta; Magnoliopsida; Solanales; Solanaceae. The transcript has a single exon.
AUGAAUAAAAGCUCCAUAUAUUUUGGUGGUGUCCCUGAGCAUGUAAAACUGAAUAUACUCCAGCAGAGUGGCAUUGGAUGUGGUGAAUUUCCUUUCAAGUAUCUUGGUGUUCCUCUAUCCACCAAGAAACAGACUAUUAUGCAGUGGUCACCACUAGUGAAUAAAAUUACUGCUAGAAUCUCCUCCUGGACUGCUAAGAAACUUUCAUAUGCAGGAAGAAUGCAAUCUGUUCAAUCUGUACUAUUUGGUAUUCAAGCCUACUGGUCUCAGCUCUUCAUAAUCCCUGCAAAAGUUCUUAAGCUUAUUGAAUCAUAUUGUAGAAGUUUCACUUGGUCAGGAUCUAAUACUAUUAACAAGAGAGCAUUGAUAGCAUGGGAAAAAGGUUGUCUGCCUAAAUCAGUUGGAGGCAUGAACCUCAUUAACAUCAGACUGUGGAACCAAGCUGCUAUUGCCAAAAUCUAUUGGGAUCUUGCUUACAAAUCUGACAAGCUGUGGAUUAAAUGGAUCCACUCAUUUUACAUAAAGACUCAAUAUUUCUUCACUGCACCUAUUCCAAAGCAGGCUUCAUGGAUGGUCAAGAAGAUACUUAAUGUUAGACUGAUUUUAGAGCAAACACAAAAGCAAAAUGAUCAGGUAACCAUUGGCAGCCUUUACCUGAGUCUACUUGGAAACAGACCUAGACUACCCUGGAAAUGUCUGAUAUUUGCCAACUCUGCAAGACCAAAGACCUUGUUACAAUGUGGCUCCAGUUACAAAACAAGCUACCAACUAGUGAUCGAUUGGCUUCAUGGGGAUGAAUAUAAAUCAACAAUGCAAGUUGUGUCAAAAUGGGCUUGA